Phyllostomus discolor (pale spear-nosed bat) is the source of this 1506-nucleotide messenger RNA. RefSeq names its product zinc finger protein 726-like. The transcript is spliced from 3 exons. Gene Ontology annotation, biological process: regulation of transcription by RNA polymerase II. Lineage: Eukaryota; Metazoa; Chordata; Mammalia; Chiroptera; Phyllostomidae. The record is from RefSeq and is a predicted model, not a curated record. Gene Ontology annotation, molecular function: RNA polymerase II cis-regulatory region sequence-specific DNA binding; DNA-binding transcription factor activity.
AUGAAGAAAUCAAAUCAUACUGAACAAGAGGAUAUUCAUACUGGGGAGGAAGCUUACAAAUGCAACCCGUGUUGUAGAGUAUGCAAUCAAAUAUUUAAUCUAAUUAGAAACAAGAAAACCCAAAAUGGAGAAAAACCUUACAAAUGUAAAGAAUGUGGUAAAACAUUUAAUUGGCCUUCAGGUCUUACUCUACAUCAGAUAAAUCAUACUGGAAAGAAGCCUUACAAAUGUAAGGCAUGUGGCAAAGGCUUUAAGUGGCAUACAUGUCUUACUCUACAUGAGAAAAUUCAUACUAGAGAGAAACCUUACAAAUGUAGAGAAUGUGGGAAGGCCUUUUAUCAGCACUCAAAACUUACUCAGCAUCAGAGAACACAUACUGGUAACAAUCCUUACAAAUGUAGAGUAUGUGGCAAAGUCUUUAAAUGCCAUUAAUGUCUUACUGUACAUGAGAGAAUUCAUACUGGAGAAAAAACUUACAAAUGUAUAGAAUGUGGCAGAGCGUUUAUCCAGUGCUCAAAACUUGCUCAACAUCAGAGAAUUCAUACUGGAAAGAAGCCUUACAAAUGCAAAGAAUGUGGUAAAUCAUUUACCUGAGCUUCAAGUCUUACUCAACAUCAGAAAAUUCAUACUAGAGAGAAACCUUAUGACAUACAGAAGCAAUACAAAUGUAGACAAUGUGACAAAGCCUUUAAACAGCAUUCAUAUCUUACUCAACAUCUGAAAAUUCAUAAUGGUGAGAAACCUUACAAAUGUAAGAAAUGUGUUAAAGCCUAUUCUCUGUAUUCAAGAUUUACUCAACAUCUGAUAAUCUACAUCUGCAAGAAACCUUACAGGUGUAAGGCAUGUGGUAAAGCCUAUAGUUGAUGUUCAAGGCUUACUGAACAUCAGAGAAAUUAUACUGGAAUUAAGCCUAUCAAAUGUAGAGAAUGUGGCAAAACUUUUAUCUACAACUCAGAGCUUACUAAGCAUCAAAGAAUUCAUACGAGAGAGAAACCUAACAUAUGUAGAGAAUGUGGCAAAACCUUUAGCCAGUCAUCAAACCUUACUGAACAUCAGAAAAUUCAUGCUGGAAAGAAACCUUAUGAAUGUGAAUGUGGCAAAGCCUUUAAUUGUUCCUCAAAACUUACUUGCCAUCAGAUCAUCCAUACUGGAGAGAAACCUUACAGAUGUAACAAAUGCAGUAAAGCCUUUCCUUGGCAUUGGUAUCUUACCAAACAUCAGAUAAUCCAUUCUCGAGAGAAGCCUUACAAAUGUGAAGAAUGUGGCAGAACUUUUAAUUAUCAUUGGGGUCUUACACAACAUGAGACAAACCACAGUGGUGAGAACCCUUACAAAUGUGGAGAGUGUGGCAAAGCCUUUAAUCACUCAACAAAACUUAUUCGACAUUAGGUCAUUCAUAUUGGAGAGAAACCUUACAGAUGUAAAGACUGUGGGAAAGCUUUUACUUGGCCUUCAUAUCUUACUCAACAUCAAAGAACACAUACUGGAAAGAAGCCUUACAACUGU